Messenger RNA from Momordica charantia (bitter melon), 935 nucleotides. Its product is annotated as transcription factor MYB8. The record is from RefSeq and is a predicted model, not a curated record. Lineage: Eukaryota; Viridiplantae; Streptophyta; Magnoliopsida; Cucurbitales; Cucurbitaceae.
CGUCACCAACUCUCUUUUCCUUUAAUUUUCCCCAUACUUUUUUUCUCUCUCCCUCUCUAGAUCUGUGAAUCAGUGUUGUUGGAGGUGAAAACGGUGUCGUAUCGUAUCGUGUAUCGCCAUGGGGAGAUCUCCCUGUUGCGAGAAGGAGCAUACCAACAAGGGGGCGUGGACGAAGGAAGAAGACCAACGACUCAUCGAUUACAUCCAAAUCCAUGGCGAUGGCUGCUGGCGGUCUCUCCCUAAAGCUGCCGGGUUGCUUCGGUGUGGGAAGAGYUGUCGAUUGAGGUGGAUCAACUAUCUACGCCCCGAUCUCAAGAGGGGGAACUUCACUGACGAUGAGGAUGAACUCAUCAUCAAUCUCCAUAGCCUGCUUGGUAACAAGUGGUCUCUUAUUGCAGCACGCAUGCCAGGUAGAACCGAUAAUGAGAUCAAGAACUAUUGGAACACCCACAUCAAACGCAAGCUCUACGCCCGAGGAAUCGACCCUCAAACCCACCGCCCGCUCCUCCAUAAACCCAGCGCUGCCACUGACAUCCACCGGAGGCGACCCUCCGCCAAGCCUUCUGCCACAUCGGCCGAAGAUUCGAGCAGCAGCAGCUGUGUGACGACGGAGGUGGAAGACAAUAACAACAACAACCCACCACUCAAUCUCGAGCUCUCCAUAGCCCUUCCCUGUGAUAAUAGUACGCAGCCGAAGAACGGCCAGCAAGACCACCCCCGGCCGGCCGCAGCCGGAGCUGCCGUUUUGUUCCAAUUUGGCGGCGGCGAUACGGCGGAGGAAACUGAAAGUUCCGUCCAUCAUCAUGUCUUCAGAUAUUACAGUACACCAUUUACUUCUUGAUUAUUCAGUUUGUGCAGAGUUUGAUCAGUCAGAAUUUUGUAAUAUUUUGGCGUAAUGGUUAAAUUAGAGAUAUAAUAUGAGCUAAAUAUAUUUA